UUCUUCAUCCAUGAAACAUCUCUCUAUGCUAAAAUUUCACAGAUAGGUAUAGCAUGAUAAUGGAAGCAUCUAACGAGAAUUCUGUUAUAAUUCGACCAGCAACGCAGGAGGACAUUCCCUUACUCCCGGCUAUUGAGAAAUCGGCGUCUAAACUUUUCAACUCAAUUCCCGCGCUGUCCUUCAUCGCUUCUGAUCCUCCUCUCUCUACUGGUGAACUUCAAUUAUUUCUUUCGUCAAACUACCUCUGGGUAGCUACAUGCCAUGAUUCAAGUUUCAACACCAGGCCUGUGGCAUUCCUCGCCGCGAGGCCAAUAUGCACCCAUCAUGACGACGAAUUUAGCAGACACAAAGAAGCAAAACAUUUAUAUAUCGCAGAAUGCUCUGUUCAUUCAUCUUACCAAAGACGUGGGAUCGCAAAGUUAUUGCUCAAGACGGUUGAAAAUGAUAGUAGGAAAAGGGGGUUUUUAUCAGAACUACGGAUUUGAGGAGGUAAAUGCAGAAAUAGUCGGGGAAGAGUAUGUGAUAAUGUUAAAAAGGGAAGAGGAGAAUUGGAAAGGUUCUUGGAGCAUGUUUGAUGAAUGGAAAAGGGGACUCAUGUUGAAGAGAUUAUGAGUAACAUCCCCUAGGAAGACUGUCGUAAGGAGGCAAUGACUAUGACUUACCGAAUCCAUUAUAACACCAUAGUAUUUUAGAAUCAUCUUAAUCCUGUGUCAUGAUGCGUAUAUGAGAAUCUAGUUUUCUAUAACUAUGUAGGGC
Messenger RNA from Talaromyces proteolyticus, 756 nucleotides. RefSeq lists its product as uncharacterized. Lineage: Eukaryota; Fungi; Ascomycota; Eurotiomycetes; Eurotiales; Trichocomaceae. Gene Ontology annotation, molecular function: acyltransferase activity, transferring groups other than amino-acyl groups. The transcript has a single exon. Bases 54 to 485 code for a protein of 143 amino acids. The record is from RefSeq and is a predicted model, not a curated record.